CUUUGAAACGAGGCUUGAUCAAAAUGGCGGCCUUCAAACUGAAGGUCUUACAAAAUUGUUGCUCAUUUUCCAAUCGUUUCUCCUUGUCCUUUCUUCGAACAGCUAGAUAUCAAGCUGCAUUUCGUAGAUGGAGUCACAAAGAAUGUUCUGUCGAGGUUGAAGUUGGAGGAAGGCAACUAAAGUUCUCCACAGGCAAACUCGCACUGCUUGCAGAUGGAUCGACCGUCACUCAGUAUGAAGACACCUCUGUACUAGUUACAGCAAUCUCAUCCAAGAAGCCAUCAGAAAAUUCCUUUUUGCCUUUAGUGGUUGACUACAAGGAGAAGGCUUCUGCAGCCUGUCUUAUUCCUACCACAUUCCUGAGGAGGGAUCUGCUUGCUAAUGAACGGGAGAUACUGGUCUGUAGGAGAAUUGAUCGUUCUGUGAGGUCUCUGUUCAUGAAGGGUUACACAUAUGACACACAGAUCAUAUCACAUCUUCUGGCCGCUGACCGGUUCAACAAUCCCGAUGUUGUGGCUGUGAAUGGAGCAUCUGCAUCACUUGCUUUGUCUAGUAUCCCUUGGAGAGGACCUGUAGGAGCUGUGAGAAUUGGGGAUGUUGAUGGUCAGCUGGUGGUGAACCCCUUGCGCCAACAGCUGGAGCAUAGUCAGCUUGAUCUAGUCGUCACAAGCAGUGAGAGCAAGAUAGUGAUGGUUGAAGGGUUUGCUAAAGAGGUCCCUGAUGAGAGACUUUGUGAGGCCAUAAAACUUGCAUUUUCUGAGGCCCAGCCAAUCAUUCAAGCAAUCAAGGAGCUUCGUUCAUAUGCAGGAAAAGAGAAAAAGCAUUUCGACAUCAUAUCUCCCUCACAACAGCUCAGUGAUGCAGUUGAAGAAUUUGCUGCCCCAAAGCUUGCUGAUAUUUUUUCUAACUUCGCUUAUUCCAAGCUUCAGAGAGAUGACAGAAUAUUUGGACUUAGAGAUGAAUGUGUAGAAAUCUUUCAAGAUCAAUUCCCUGAUUCUGGUCCUGGACUCAUUGAACAGGCUUUCAAUGCAGUCAACAAGUCUGUGUUCAGAGCAAAUAUACUGGAGAAACUGCAAAGAUGUGAUGGUCGCAAGUUUGAUGAACUGAGAAGUAUUGAUUGUGACAUCAACUUAUAUAAAACCCUUCAUGGCUCAUCCUUAUUUAAAAGAGGAGAGACACAGGUAUUUUCAACUGCAACGUUUGGAUCUGUCGGUUCUGCAGCCAAGGUGGACACUAUAUCUGAAGCUGUUGGGGGCAGCAAAGAAAAGCAGUUUAUGCUGCAUUAUGAGUUUCCACCUUUCUCUACAAAUGAGGUGAAACAGAGGCGAGGAAGCUUUGAUCGUCGUGAGAUAGGACAUGGUGCGCUGGCAGAGAGAGCUCUCGUCCCAGUUCUCCCUGAUGAGCUCCCUUUCACGUUACGUUUGACGGCCGAGGUUCUUGGAUCAAAUGGCUCGUCAUCCCUUGCCUCGGCGUGUGCUGGUAGUCUGGCUAUGAUGGAUGCAGGAGUUCCAAUCAAGUCACAUGUAGCUGGCUCUGCCUGUGGACUGGUGACGAGCUCUGAUGCUGAAGAUGCAAGCAAGAGAGAUAUUGACAAUUACCAGCUAUUGACAGACAUAUUGGGCAUCGAGGACUACUUGGGAGACAUGGAUUUCAAGAUCGCUGGUACAAGGCAAGGAAUCACUGCCCUUCAGGCUGAUUUCAAAGUUCCUGGUCUUCCUGUAGCCAUUGUAGAGGAAGCGAUCAGAAGAUGCUCAGUUGAUCGAGCAAAAGUAUUGGAUGUUAUGGAAGAAGUUAUCCCAAUUGCAAGAGAGUUCAAGAAAGACAAUAUUCCCGUGUCAGGGAGUGUCCGGGUGCCUCUGAGUAAGCGUGGCAGGCUGAUUGGGACAGGAGGGAUGGUCAUACGAGCGCUUCAACAGGAACUCGGCGUGUCCAUAGAUCAGGUCGAGGAGGAGGAGUUCUUGGUGUUUGCGCCUGAUCAGACUACAUAUGACGAGGCCAUCUCUAAAAUCAACGAGCUGCUUGUGGACACUAGUAUAUUUGAGGUGAGCACAAUUUCUGCCAUUUAGAGCAACCAGGAGAUA
This is a messenger RNA of Nematostella vectensis (starlet sea anemone), 2081 nucleotides long. RefSeq names its product polyribonucleotide nucleotidyltransferase 1, mitochondrial-like. Gene Ontology annotation, cellular component: cytosol; mitochondrion. The record is from RefSeq and is a predicted model, not a curated record. The transcript has 25 exons. Gene Ontology annotation, molecular function: 3'-5'-RNA exonuclease activity; RNA binding; polyribonucleotide nucleotidyltransferase activity. Bases 24 to 2066 code for a protein of 680 amino acids. Lineage: Eukaryota; Metazoa; Cnidaria; Anthozoa; Actiniaria; Edwardsiidae. Gene Ontology annotation, biological process: mitochondrial RNA 3'-end processing; mitochondrial mRNA catabolic process.